AUGGAAGCUGCUUGGAUUUCAAAGAACUAUGGUGACGAUCUGUACCCACAAUGCACGUACACAUGCAUUCGAGUCUUCGAUAGAGGACUUGCUCACGCAAGCAAGAAGGGUAAGAUACGACCGACGUCAUCGGCUUGGCCGACACGAGACGACGCCACCCAUUCAACGCCGUCUACGACACCGGAAAAGAACUGCUCCUCGCAACACGCGACAGUUUAG
Molecule: messenger RNA, 219 nt
Organism: Angiostrongylus costaricensis
Lineage: Eukaryota; Metazoa; Nematoda; Chromadorea; Rhabditida; Metastrongylidae
Source: the annotation of a GenBank genome assembly